GGAACCGCAAGGGCACACAUUGCCGCGACGCCCGCCACCCCCGGGGGCACCCCAGGCUGGCACGACGAGCAUGCGCACCAGACGGUGCUGCAGCAGCACGUCGUCUUCUUCGACCCCGACGGCGACGGCGUCAUCUGGCCCCUCGACACAUUCUGGUGUUUCUACGCGCAUGGCCUCAACUUCUUCCUCCUCGGCAGUGUCUUCGCCGUGUUCGUUAUCCGCCCCACAUCCACGUAA
Molecule: messenger RNA, 237 nt
Organism: Dichomitus squalens LYAD-421 SS1
Lineage: Eukaryota; Fungi; Basidiomycota; Agaricomycetes; Polyporales; Polyporaceae
Exons: 1
Molecular function (GO): monooxygenase activity; calcium ion binding
Source: RefSeq, a predicted model, not a curated record